Molecule: messenger RNA, 861 nt
Organism: Bombina bombina (fire-bellied toad)
Lineage: Eukaryota; Metazoa; Chordata; Amphibia; Anura; Bombinatoridae
Product: olfactory receptor 1E5-like
Exons: 1
Coding region: 1-861 (286 amino acids)
Biological process (GO): G protein-coupled receptor signaling pathway
Cellular component (GO): membrane
Molecular function (GO): olfactory receptor activity; G protein-coupled receptor activity
Source: RefSeq, a predicted model, not a curated record
AUGAUUUUUAUUGGUGUUUUACUCUUGUAUCUUCUGGCUGUGCUUGGUAACAUGAUUAUAACCAUCCUUGCAUGUACGGUGUCCCAACUGCACACACCAAUGUAUUUCUUCCUGUGUAAUUUAUCAGUUCAGGAUAUUAUUUAUGUAUCUACCAUUUUGCCAAAGCUAUUGGCCAUCACAAUCACACGAGACAGGAGCAUUUUUUUCUCAAGCUGCAUUACACAGUUAUUUCUGUUUGCCUUGUGUCUUGUUACAGAAUUUUUCCUGUUGACUUCAAUGGCAUAUGACCGCUAUGUGGCCAUUUGUAAUGCUCUACGCUAUUCUCUUAUCAUGAACAGGAUGGUGUGCAUCCUUCUCGCCACCAUUUGUUGGAUUGUUGGUACCUUUAAUUCAUUGUUAUUCACUCUAAUGAUGUCUAAGUUAUCAUUUUCUAAAGAACAAGAAGUCAGUCAUUUCUUUUGUGAUCCUCAAACAGUGCUAAAGAACUCCUGUAGUGAUACCACAAUCAUAAAGACAUUAGUAACCAUGCAGGGAUUAUUCUUAGGUUGCUGUCCAUUUAUACUAAUUUUAUCUUCAUAUAUGUUCAUCAUUUUUACCAUCCUAAAGAUUCAAACCUCAGCUGGAAGACUUAAGGCCUUCUCAAGCUGUUCCUCACAUCUUAUGGUGGUCUUUCUUUUCUAUGGUGCCUCUUUGGGAUUGAACAUGAAACCAAAGUCUGAGGAUCAACAGGAAAUAGAAAAAGUUCUCUCUAUGUUGUACAUUGCUGUGGUUCCAGUGUUAAAUCCACUAGUUUAUAGCUUGAGAAACAGAGAUGUUUUCAGAGCUAUGAAAACUUGUUUUAAACAUGUGUUUCCAUUUUAG